This is a messenger RNA of Eptesicus fuscus (big brown bat), 3126 nucleotides long. It is a transcript of the gene DDX24, whose product is annotated as DEAD-box helicase 24. The record is from RefSeq and is a predicted model, not a curated record. The coding region runs from base 271 to 2859 and encodes 862 amino acids. Gene Ontology annotation, cellular component: nucleolus. NCBI's taxonomy places the organism in Eukaryota, Metazoa, Chordata, Mammalia, Chiroptera, Vespertilionidae. Gene Ontology annotation, molecular function: nucleic acid binding; ATP binding; RNA helicase activity. The transcript is spliced from 9 exons.
CGCGCCACCGCUUCCUGUGGCGUCUGCUGAGGCGGUUGGCCGGGUGGCGACUGAGAGAACCGCGCGGCGUGUCCACACGGUGCUUGUCGGCGGGAGAGGAGCUGGGGGUGCGCUCCCGGGCGCCCAUCGCCGGCCUCUGCAGGUCGCGAUUCGUGAGUGCGGAGAGGGCGGCCGCCGGCCCAGCCAAGCAGCCUGCGGAUCUCGUCGGUACCCCGUCUGUGGGCGUCAGGGCCCGGCGGCCGCGGCUUCUUCGCUUCGGGCCGCGCCACCAUGAAGUUGAAGGACACAAAAUCAAGGCCAAAGUCACCAAGCUAUGGCAAGUUUCAGAGGAAGGGAAUCAAGGUUGUGGGAAAAUGGAAGCAGGUGAAGAUUGACCCAAACAUGUUUGCAGAUGGACAGAUGGAUGACCUGGUAUGCUUUGAGGAACUGACAGAUUACCGGUUGGUCUCCCCUGCCAAGAAUCCCUCCAGCCUCUUCUCAAAGGAGCCCAAGAAGAGAAAGGCCCAAGCUGUUCCAGAAGGAGAGGAGGAAGGAGAGUGUAGCUCUGCAAAGAAAAAGAUGAAGUUGAAGAAGAGCAAAGAUGUGGAAACUGAAGGAACCAGUGCCCAGCCCGAGUGUGAGGUCAAAGAGGCUGAGCCAGAGCCCCAGGGAGAUGGCGCAGUUGGUCCUGAUCCAGAGGUAGGAGAGAUGGCAUCAGGAAGCCCGGCCCUGACUGUUCCAAAAAAGAAGAAAAAGAAAGAGAAGAGAAAAUCGGAGCCUUCCCAGGGAACUACUCCAAAGGUGCCCAAAAAAGCCAAGACAUGGCUGCCUGAAGUGCAUGACCAGAAGGCAGAUGUGUCAGCUUGGAAGGAUCUGUUUGUACCCAAGCCAGUUCUCCGUGCACUCAGCUCUCUAGGCUUCUCUGCACCCACACCAAUCCAAGCUCUGACCUUGGCUCCGGCCAUCCGUGACAAACUGGACAUCCUUGGGGCUGCUGAGACAGGCAGUGGGAAAACGCUGGCCUUUGCCAUUCCCAUGAUUCAUUCAGUGCUGCAGUGGCAGGGGAAGAAGCCUACCCCAGCUCUGAGUAACACAGCAGCGCCACCUGGUGAGACUGGAGCUGAGACUGGGUCACCAAGCAAGGCUGGAACUGAGUCUGGAUCCUUGUGUGAUGAGCUGGGGAUAGAGGGUGAAGCACUGCCCAGUGAGGCUGGAACGAAGGCUGGAGCAGCACCCAGCAAGGCGGGAGCCAAGACUGGAGCUGCCGUCUCAGACCAGGUGCUGCCCUUCUGGGAUGAUGAUGCUGGUGAAGGACCUUCUUCCCUAAUCAGGGAGAAGUCCAUCCCCAAACAGGAUGAGGACAAAGAGGAAAAGCUUGAUGAAGAACAGACUGGAAAGCUACAACAGAAGUUUGAUGUCAAAUCCGUCACCUGUAAAUCACAUGCAAAGCGUCCUCUACUUGGGCUGGUUCUGACUCCCACCCGAGAGCUAGCUGUCCAGGUCAAGCAGCAUAUUGAUGCUGUGGCCAAGUUCACAGGAAUUAAAACUGCUAUUUUGGUUGGUGGAAUGUCCACGCAGAAACAGCAGAGGAUGCUGAACCGCCAGCCUGAGAUUGUGAUCGCCACUCCGGGCCGACUGUGGGAGCUAGUUAAAGAAAAGCACCCUCAUUUGAGCAACCUUCGGCAGCUCAGGUGCCUGGUGAUUGAUGAGGCUGACCGGAUGGUUGAGAAAGGCCACUUUGCUGAGCUCUCACAGCUACUAGAGAUGCUCAGUGACUCCCAAUACAACCCAAAGAGACAGACACUUGUUUUUUCUGCCACACUGACUCUGGUACAUCAAGCUCCUGCUCGAAUCCUUCACAAGAAACAUACCAAGAAAAUUGACAAAACUGCCAAACUUGACAUCCUCAUGCAGAAGAUUGGCAUGAGGGGCAAGCCCAAGGUCAUUGACCUCACAAGAAAUGAGGCCACAGUGGAGACACUGACCGAGACCAAGAUUCAUUGUGAGAAUGAUGAGAAAGACUUAUAUCUGUACUACUUCCUGAUGCAGUAUCCAGGCCGCACCUUAGUGUUUGCCAACAGUAUCUCCUGCAUCAAACGCCUCUCUGGGCUCCUCAAAGUCUUAGACAUCAUGCCGCUGACCCUCCACGCCUGCAUGCACCAGAAGCAGAGGCUCAGAAACCUGGAGCAGUUUGCUCGCCUGGAAGAUUGUGUUCUCCUGGCAACAGAUGUGGCAGCUCGGGGCCUGGAUAUUCCUAAAGUCCAGCAUGUCAUCCAUUACCAGGUCCCUCGCACCUCGGAGAUUUAUGUCCACCGAAGUGGUCGAACUGCUCGUGCCACCAACGAAGGCCUCAGCCUGAUGCUGAUUGGGCCUGAGGAUGUGAUCAAUUUUAAGAAGAUUUACAAAACCCUCAAGAAAGAUGAGGACAUCCCAUUGUUCCCUGUGGAGACAAAGUACAUGGACGCAGUCAAGGAGCGAGUCCAGUUAGCUCGGCAGGUUGAGAAAGCCGAGUAUCGGAACUUCCAGGCUUGUCUGCACAACUCCUGGAUUGAGCAGGCGGCUGCUGCCCUUGAGAUUGAGCUGGACGAGGAAAUGUACAAGGGAGGAAAAGCUGACCAGCAAGAAGAGCGUCGGAGGCAGAAGCAGAUGAAGGUCCUGAAGAAGGAGCUGCGCCAUCUACUCUCUCAACCGCUGUUCAAAGAUGACCUGAAGACCAAGUAUCCCACUCAGUCUGGCCAGCCGCCCGCGCUCAGGCCUGCUCCGAGGAACGGUGAGUCCGCUCUGAGCUGCCUCUCCAAACAGAAGAAGAGGAAGCCAAAGCCCAAAACAAAAGAGCAGCAGCAGCAGCAGGAGCCCCAGCCAAGUACAAGUGCAAAUUAACUGCCCUGAGGCAGCCUGCUGUGGCCACACGUGGUCUGUGCUCUCUGGUUCUGUGGGCCACCUUCACCUUUCCUUUCACUCCACUGUCAGCCCGGUUACAGAAAUCUCUCUCUCCCCAUGACGCCCCAUGGCAGGAGGGACCUCAUGCAGAUUUGUGUUGUUUUAAAGUAAGAAUUCUGUGCAGCAGCUUAUGUGUUUCUGUAUUUCAGUGUUUACAGGCUUGUAUGUUUAGCUUGAUUUCCUUAAUUAAAAAUAACCAGCAUGUCA